Molecule: messenger RNA, 4908 nt
Organism: Anopheles coluzzii
Lineage: Eukaryota; Metazoa; Arthropoda; Insecta; Diptera; Culicidae
Exons: 2
Coding region: 3222-4523 (433 amino acids)
Source: RefSeq, a predicted model, not a curated record
UUCUCCCGUCCCGUCCCGUCCCGUCCGAGAAGUGUCAAUCUCCUACUCCUCCUACUCCUUCUCCUCCUUCUCGUCCUUGUCACGGUCAUAGCCAGGCGACGAGAGUCAUGGAAAAGGGUUAUUCUCGUGCAUGGUGCUGCUGUCUUUCUCUCCCAUUCGCUCUAAGCCUCUUCCCUCUUGGCUUGUCGCUUCUCGCAUAAUUGUUUCGUUCGAAUGCUUCUGCUGCUUCGGUUAUUUACUAUUCCAAUCCAUAUUCGUCCCGCAUAUGCUCGCUCUACGCUGAUGUUCGCCUUCAUCGCAUUUUCUCGUCGUGCGCAACCCCAUUGUCAUAUUCGUUUAUGUAUCGUCCGGCUUCUAGAGUUUGUGCUAAAAUAGAUAAAACAAUUUUGAAAUCAAAUCUACACCACCGCGGUGUAUCUCUGCAAACUUCUUCGAGUGUACACAAUUUUUUUCACACAAUAAGCAUAAUUCUGAAGUGUACUGACUCUGCCUCUACUCCUUCCUCCUUACCGCCAUCUCGCAUGGCUAAACAUUGCGAUCAUGUUUCACUAUCUCCUAGUCCCCAGCAAUUCUUCCACUAGCUUCUGCCACUAUCUCCCUCUCUCUCUCUCUCUCUCUCUCUCUCUCUCUCUCUCUCUCUCUCUCUCUCUCUCUCUCUCUCUCUCUCUCUCUCUCUCUCUCUCUCUCUCUCUCUCUCUCUCUCUCCCUCUCUCUCUGAACGCCACUAAUUCUUAUGCCUUCUCAGAUUGUGGCCGCCCGGCUGGCAUCUGUUUAUCCCAUGCUAGAUGAUAUCGUGUGUGCUCUCCCUUUCGAUCUCCUGCCACACUAUCGCCACGCUAGAUUUGUUUGUUGAUUCGCCUAUUCGCUUACUCUCCCGGGGUGAGGGGUGGAGGAAGGCGGCAAGUCAUGCUCAUGGCGGCUGCAGACAGACACUUAAAAAUCAUUAUUGGAGAUGGUCGAUUCGUUGCUGGUUGCGUCUCGAUGUACCAACAUCAUCAUGCGGUCGCCUCGGUCCUUCUCCUCCGCGGGGGGGUAUGAUGUGCGGGACGGCAAUCCCCGCGUACCAAUCGGAUUUCUCUCGCCCUUUUGUUUCAAUCCGCUCUCUUUCUCUCUCUCCUUGUCAUCUCCCGUGUCCUUUCCAUCCCUUGCCCCUGUUGGUUGUUGUGCUGCUGUCACUCUCACUAGCACGAGUGUCUUUCUCUCUUUCUCUGUCUUUCUCACAUACACAGAGCCGUCGGGCUAGCCGGUAAGAACGCCAGGGCCUCCUGUGAUGCAUUCCUAUUUCUCUCACACACAUUUUCUCGCUCUCUCUCUCGCUCGCUAGCUCGGUAUAGUUUUCGUCCUGCUGCUGCUGCUGAUCAUCAUGCUGCUCUCCGUGCCAGCGUCACCGGCUUACUGCGCGGCCCCACCGUUCAGUCAGCGGGGGCCUACUACUUGUUCCUCGACGUUUGUCCUAUUCUCUACGCCAUCAUCCAUCAAUUCUCUCAAGAAGCAGCUUCACCAAAACUGAAACAGAAACACACAGACACAAACACGGACAAUACGGUCCGAGAAGUCUGAGAUCGUUCUCCGGUGCGGGCUGUGCGCUAAGUAGUAGUGGUGGUGGUGGUGGUGGUCGGUUAGAGCUAGUAGUUGCAGUACGCGCGUACCUUUGCCGUAAAAGGGGUUCAUCAUCGUCAUCGUCUCAGGGCGCGCACAUAUCGUUUUGCAGCACAAGCAAUACCAGCAGCAUACAUAUAUCGACUACUAAACAUACCGAUGCGCGCACGUACAUAAAACCGUACCAGAGUCACCAGCCAGUCAAGUCAAGCUUGCCGCAUGUCCGUCGGUGGUGGGUAAAAAACCACAUUCUCUCCGUUUUGGUGUCUGUGUCUUGUGUGCUGCUGCUGUACUACCUCGGAGUUAUUUUUGAGCAUCCAACAAACCAACAUUAACCAACCAACCAACCAACCAGCCAAGCCAAUCCAACAAUCUCGGCUGGUAUAGCAGCGGCGACUCGUUUUCUUCGCCUUUUACCAUACGGGAAGAAUAAAGGAGGUUCGUCGAGUUCGUCGAGGUUUCCUUUUUGCUCUUUACCUUCCUCCUUUUUACGAAAACACCUCCCCACAUCGUACGCGGGCUGCCAGAGACGACGACACGCAAGGAGGUUGUUGGUCGCAGCAGCAGCAGCAACACGAACCGGUACAGCAGAAGCAGCCACAGCAGCAGGGGUAAAGGAGGGAUAACAUACAGCGGCGUGUGUUGAGGCACAUAUUAUGCUGAAAAACCUCAACCAUACCCUCCUAAAACGACAAUCGACAAUCCGAGAGCAACCAACGCACGCCAUCCACCAUCCGGUUGGGUUGGAGGGUAUUAGAAAGGGAUGGCGCAUGUACACGACGAGACGAGCUAGCAGCAAGUAGAAUGUGGUGUGUUUAAGACCCAGUCGGUUGGCCCUUGCCCGUCUCUCUGCUGCUCACGGUGUAGUGUUGCCCCUGUGUAUGUGUGUGUUUGUGUGUGUCUCUCCGGCAUGGUAACGUUAAAGUAAUCUUUCUAUUCUACGUACUUGAAAAGAACUCAAUUCAAUCGUUUCGCGCUCAUCCGUAGUGUGUAGGUUCCGUGUGUGUGCGCGAGCGCGCGGGCCCCUUUGGAAUGGUUGUUUGUCAUUCAACCAGAAGCCAGUAUCGUAGUGGCGCACAAGGCAGGCAGGCAGGCAGGCGUAGUGUGUUGAGAAUAGUUAAUACCUCCGCGCGCUCACAGUUCUCGCGUUUGUGUACCAUUUGUCAGUUUUUGAAGUUCUUGCCAGUCGCGGUCGCGGGCCGAUCGGAGGAGCGAGCAGUAGCAGUAAAGCAGCAGCAGUUUGGCGUUUGUGAGCAUACUAUUCUUCACCAGGGGCGCGCGAGAAGAGUUUGAAGAUAAUUGAUGUUAAGUGAAAGAUAGGCCGAUAGGCCGCCGAGUAGUAGUAGGUAGGCGAGAAGUCCAUCCGAGAAACCGUGUCCGAUAGGAAGUGGAGAACAAACAAAAUCUACGCCAUCAUGCACGCAACAGCGGCAACGGUGGCGCGACUGUGAUCUUCUAGCGCGCUUGGGGGGAAAAUCCGAAAAAGUGUAAUCACAACCGUGUGUGUGUGUGUGUGUGUGUGUGCGGGGUGUAGUUUUUCGGUGCAAAAAACAGGGCAAUAACUUGCACUUUUCAUCGUGUGAACACGGGGAUUUCGGGUGCGUUACCCGGCACACAGCAGCAUGUCGGAACAAAGCGAUGACUCGAAGGAAACGCUCGGCGAGUACGAUCGGAACCUCUUGGAGCAGUUGGUGGUGAACGAUUGGGGCCUGAGUGCGGCAGCAUUUAAGCGCAUGGUUUAUUGCGGUAUCGACGAGGUCAGUUUGGUGCUGAUCGAGGAUGCAGAGAUUAACGAACUGUUCAGCGAUCCCCGGCUGCUCGGGCAGAAGAUACUGUUCAAGCAUCGGCUUCGCCAGUGGCGCCACGACCAGCAAAGCUUCCUCAGCAACAUAGCCGCCCACCUGCAGCUGCCCAACGGGAACGGUACGGUGCCGCCGACGCCGCCAGCUUCCGCCGCUGCCUUAUUACCGCGCCAACUACUACUCCCCGCGCUUAAUGGUACGGCGGGCGCCGCACCAUCGUCCCCGGCCACCGGCAUCACCGCACCCGGAUCGUACAAGCGCAAGUAUCCGUUCGAUGUGGACCUUACCGCCACCGGCCAGCUGAACAAUGGCUCGGACGAUGAUGGCGCAAGCAUCAAGACGGAACACGACUCCACCUCAACAACCAAUGGCAUCGGGCUGAAGCGGCGUGGUGGCGGCGGUCGAGAAUCGCCUCUGCUCAUACCGCCCACCAAUGCGGCCGCCUCCCUGUCCCUGGUGCAGCCGCUGCUGAAGCGAAAGGCCGAUCCACCGUCGCUGAAGGAACGCACGUCCGGUGCGGUCGGCGACAUACCGGUGCGGAUCGAUCGGGACAGCAUGCUGCGGCUGCUGCAAUCGUCCCAGUCCGGGCGCUGGAUACUGAACAGCUACAAACCGAACGAACCGCUCGAGCGGCGGGGCCAAACCAUCAUCACGCACCUGAUCGUCGACCAGUUUCUGCACUUUAACAUCCUGUUCAAGCACCGCAUGAUGAGCCACUACGCGGACGUGAUAACGCAGCUGUUCCCGGCCGAGAUAAAGGAAAUCUACUACGCACCGCGCAACACGGUCAAGCGCAACACGUCCGGCAAGCUGUUCGAUCGGUACACGAACCAGCGGUUACGGCACAAGGAGCGGUUGCCGCGCGUCAAACCGUUCGUGGCGGACGAAUGGACCGAGCACAAGACGUUUGCCGAGCUGGCGAUCCUGAACGAGGCGAUGCAGGGUGUGCGCAGUGUGGCCGGUGGCGGCGGGGGUGAUGAUGCGACCGGCAGCGAGGAUGGCAACAUUAGCAACGACUUCCUGCAGCCGCUCGCGACGAUGUACGUCGAGGGGGAGGAGCAGCAACCGACCGGCGGCAAUGGGGAGGGGGCGGUGGAUUACUCUACGCGAGAGGACGACUGACCGUGCGCUUGAUCGUGAUGCUAGUAGUAGUAGGGCUCGGACGGGAGAGUGGGAAUGAAUGUGCCAAAUCGAGAUACAAGGGUAUAACACCAUACACUUCAGGUGUGUAAAAUAGAGAGAGAGAGCAGCUAUAGUAUGCACUACAGAGUAUUUGUAGUGGCAAGCAGAAUUAUUUGAAGCCUUAGCAUUAAGCACAAAACACACAAACAUGACGCUAUAUGAAUUUAGAUGGAAGGAAAUAAAUUAAGCAAACCUUUUCUACAAACCUAGGAGCUACAGGGCUGGCCUAAGCCCCUUUCCUAAAUGCGUAUACGUAAUUGUAGGAUUAAUUUAAUCGUUGCAACCGUUGGCUCCAGCGCGUCAAUAAAUAUGAUUCAUCAAAGGA